This is a messenger RNA of Culex quinquefasciatus (southern house mosquito), 917 nucleotides long. Its product is annotated as 3-oxoacyl-[acyl-carrier-protein] reductase FabG. The coding region runs from base 75 to 845 and encodes 256 amino acids. The transcript has 2 exons. Gene Ontology annotation, molecular function: oxidoreductase activity. The record is from RefSeq and is a predicted model, not a curated record. NCBI's taxonomy places the organism in Eukaryota, Metazoa, Arthropoda, Insecta, Diptera, Culicidae.
CACGUCAAAGCAAAAAUAAACCGGUUCCUUCUUGCUUUCAUCAGAGAUCUGUCCAGAAAGAAAUUUCGUCCAACAUGAAUUUCGACGGUAAAGUUGUUUUAAUCACGGGAGCUUCGUCCGGAAUCGGCGAGGGCACCGCCAAGUAUCUAGCCAAGCUGGGGGCCAAUCUUGUUUUGACGGGAAGAAACGUCGACAAUCUGAACAAAGUUGGUGCGGCCUGCGAGUCGGUCAAUAAUAAGAAGCCAUUGUUGCUGGUGGCGGACGUCACGAAAGUUGAAGAUAACAAGAAAGUCAUCGAGGAGAUUAUCUCCAAGUAUGGCAAACUGGACGUUCUGGUGAACAACGCCGGUAUUAUUGGCAAUGGUUCCAUUGAGGACACGAGUUUGGAACAAUAUGAUGAAAUAAUGAAUACCAAUGUGAGGGCGGUGUACCAUUUGACCAUGCUGGCGGUUCCGCACUUGGUGCAAAGUAAGGGAAACAUCGUUAAUUUGAGCAGCGUAGCGGGAAAUAGGUCAUUCCCCGGAAUCUUGGCGUAUGGAAUGUCCAAAGCGGCCAUCGAUCAAUUUACUAAGUGUACAGCGUUGGAAUUGGCCCCGAAACAAGUCCGCGUCAAUGCGGUCAAUCCGGGAGUCAUCGUUACCGACAUUCAUAAACGCGGCGGAAUGAGCGAAGAAACGUAUGCAGCUUUCUUGGAGAAAUGCAAGCAAACCCAUGCCUUGGGACGACCGGGAACUCCGGAGGAAGUUGCUGCUACAAUUGCAUUUUUGGCGUCCGAUGCUGCCAGCUUCAUAACUGGAGUAACACUCAAUGUGGACGGUGGUCGCCACGCCAUGUGCCCACGAUAAAAUAAAACUUUUUGUUGGAGUAUUGUCUUCGUGUCAGUAUGUGCCUUUAUUAAAGAGAAUGUUGCAAAAUCA